This is a messenger RNA of Colius striatus (speckled mousebird), 3742 nucleotides long. It is a transcript of the gene P4HA1, whose product is annotated as prolyl 4-hydroxylase subunit alpha 1. NCBI's taxonomy places the organism in Eukaryota, Metazoa, Chordata, Aves, Coliiformes, Coliidae. Gene Ontology annotation, biological process: peptidyl-proline hydroxylation to 4-hydroxy-L-proline. Gene Ontology annotation, cellular component: endoplasmic reticulum. The transcript is spliced from 15 exons. Bases 157 to 1767 code for a protein of 536 amino acids. Gene Ontology annotation, molecular function: iron ion binding; L-ascorbic acid binding; procollagen-proline 4-dioxygenase activity. The record is from RefSeq and is a predicted model, not a curated record.
GGGCGCCUAUAACAGCGGCGGGGCCGGCGCCGCGCUGCGUUACGCCGCUGGGCAGCCCGUGGCUGGACGGCACCGGCGCCGCCGCUCUCCUCGCUCGGGUGAGGACCGGGCGCCCCGCGGCUCACUGGUACGUGGUGAGGUGCCAACUGUUGAACUAUGACAUUCAACAAGAUGUGGUGUACCAUAGCUCUUGGACUUCUGCUGCCUUUUUCUUAUGCCCAUACGGACUUCUUCACUUCCAUUGGUCAUAUGACAGACUUAAUUAAUACAGAAAAAGAUCUGGUGGUGUCACUGAAAGAUUACAUCAAGGCAGAAGAAAGCAAGCUGGAACAGAUUAAAAAAUGGGCAGAGAAGUUGGAUCAGCUGACAGAUACUGCUACGAAAGACCCAGAAGGGUUUUUGGGACACCCUGUAAAUGCAUUCAAGUUGAUGAAACGCCUUAACACAGAGUGGGGUGAGCUGGAGAGCCUUGUUCUGAAGGACAUGUCAGAUGGCUUUAUCUCAAACAUGACUAUCCAGCGGCAGUUUUUCCCCAAUGACGAAGAUCAGACUGGUGCAGCAAAAGCUCUCUUGAGACUUCAAGAUACGUAUAAUUUGGACACAGACACCCUCUCAAGAGGCAAUCUUCCAGGUGUGAAGCACAAAUCCUUUUUAACAGCUGAGGAUUGCUUUGAGCUGGGGAAGAUUGCCUACACUGAAGCUGACUACUACCACACUGAGCUCUGGAUGGAACAAGCUCUGAAGCAAUUGGAUGAGGGAGAAGUGUCUUCUGCAGAUAAAGUCUACAUCCUGGACUACCUGAGUUAUGCUGUGUAUCAGCAGGGGGAUCUAGGCAAAGCCAUGAUGCUCACUAAACGCCUUCUGGAACUGGAUCCUGAACAUCAAAGAGCAAAUGGGAACAUGAAAUAUUUUGAAUAUAUCAUGGCUAAAGAAAAAGAAGCCAAUAAGUCCAGUACAGAUUCAGAAGACCAGUCGGAGAGGGAAACUGAGGUUAAGAAAAAGGAUUACCUGCCUGAGAGAAGGAAGUACGAAAUGCUGUGCCGUGGGGAGGGUCUCAAAAUGACUCCUCAGAGACAAAAAAGGCUCUUCUGCCGCUACUAUGAUGGGAACAGGAAUCCGAGAUACAUCCUGGGCCCUGUCAAACAGGAAGAUGAGUGGGACAAACCUCGCAUUGUUCGCUUCCAUGACAUCAUCUCUGACGAAGAGAUCAAAACUGUGAAGGAACUAGCAAAGCCAAGGCUGAGCCGUGCUACUGUUCAUGACCCUGAGACUGGGAAACUGACCACAGCACAUUACAGAGUCUCUAAGAGUGCUUGGUUGUCUGGCUAUGAAAGCCCUGUGGUAUCUCGGAUCAACACAAGGAUACAGGACCUAACAGGACUUGAUGUCUCCACAGCAGAGGAACUACAGGUAGCCAACUACGGAGUAGGAGGCCAGUAUGAGCCUCAUUUUGAUUUUGGAAGGAAAGACGAGCCAGAUGCUUUUAAGGAAUUGGGAACAGGCAACAGAAUUGCUACUUGGUUGUUUUAUAUGAGUGAUGUGUCAGCAGGGGGAGCUACUGUCUUUCCUGAAGUAGGAGCUAGUGUUUGGCCCAAGAAGGGAACUGCUGUGUUCUGGUACAACCUGUUCCCCAGUGGAGAGGGAGACUACAGCACCCGGCACGCCGCCUGCCCCGUCCUGGUUGGCAACAAGUGGGUAUCCAACAAAUGGCUCCAUGAGCGGGGACAGGAAUUCCGAAGGCCGUGCACUUUAUCAGAGUUGGAAUGAUGCAGAACUCGUCCUUCGCCUCUCUGCGUUCAGUUUGUGUAAAAUGAACACAUCUCCUACAGUUUACAAUUGACUAACACUCCACUACAGGUUCAAUCUUCAACUACACCCGUGUUUCAUCUGUGGACAAAAACAAACAUGCUUUUAGUUCUCUUAAAAUAUCCCCUUAGAGUUUUAUGGACAGAAUACAUUAAGGUCUAAGAGUUACAGACAAAAAAAAAGGACAAAUACAGAUCAGGGCCACAGCUACCCCGGGGUGUUGUGUGUGGUGUUCCCCAUACCACUGCCCCUCUGAGCAGCACAGAAAGACUCGAGUCCUCCUCCUGCCUGCCAGUCAGCUAAGGGUAGGCUGAUUUUUCAGGAGGGAGGGCUCUAUUUUAAGGAAGGAUGAAUUAAACCAGUUCCUAUUCCUCAGUUUGCAGACGUUUGACUCCUUGGUUUUCUGGAGUGCCUGACCACUGCUGUUGAGAACGGUGGCCACGGUUGGUGCUUCUCUGGGGAACAGGUUAUCAUCAUGUUUUAGCCUGGUUUUCUGCUGCUACAGAGGCUCCAGUUUUUCAACUGCUUCUGUGGUGAAUUUGCCCUUUAACCUUGAAAAUGUGAGCCAGCAGUUACAUCUGCAUAGAUGAGAUGCUUCAUGGCAGACACAUGCCUGCACCACAGCAACCUGACAACACUUACAGCCCAUCUUCCCUCCUUGGUCUUUUUUUCUUUGUUGGUCCAUAUAAACAACUGCUGCUUUUAUUCUGUCUGAGCAGUCAACUCUUAGGUCUGUUCCUGGGGCAGUGGGGAUGGCAAUGUUACCAUCUUCAUCAGUCAAAGUCACCAUGCCUUAGGACACUGGAAUUUUGAACUGGUUAUGAGACUUCAGGUGAUGAUGUAACACAGGGACCUCGGAACUCUGCACCCUCAUCCUCCCAGUACUUGAGGUUUUGAGAGCCAGAUGACCUAUUUAUAAUCCUAAGUCUUUCUUAGAUGCUUAUUAUGUGGAAGUGUUUUUUGUGCUGUGGAUGCCUUUAAUCCUGAGGGCACUGUUGGCUCAGGAUGCCUGAGAAGGUGCCUGCUGGGGUGGGUCACUCACCUCGUGGAAGCUGCCUCCCCUCUCCUCAGCUGGCACCCGGGAGUGAGGGAGCACUGGGAAGGGGCCUCCUCCUGGGGCUGCUCACAUCACUGCUGCUCUUCCAGAGCUGAAGCCUGUCUGGUUCCCCACAGAAAAAAGUGUCCCCAAAGGCAGUAGUUGCCACAACUGGCAGAAGUCAAAAGUGACUUUUGGGGGACAUUAGUUUGUGACGAGUUAUCCUUACACUGAGAUGAAGUUGAAACCUCUGAGGGAGAUGAGACUGUGGUUGCUGUAGCUAUUGAACUUCCCUUCUGCUCAUCAGCUUCCUGCAGGAGGAAUAACUUCAGCCACGGAAGAGCUCAGCAGGGUGGGGAGGGGCUGUGGGGAAGGUUCCCUUUCCCAACUUGUUUCUCCAACAGCAGGAUUUUUAGCAAAACAUCUAAAAAUUCCACUAGCACAGGGACAAGAAUCAAAGUGAGCUGUGCCAGGCUCUGCCUCAACAGUCUGAUUUUCUGGAUGAUGAUGAUUCACAGCAUUAGGGGUCAAGCCUGAAGUCUUUACCAAGGGAAAAAUUCCAAUUGCAGUGAAUUGGAUUUUCUGCCUCAAUAAAAUCUUGAAAAUGAAGCCAAAAGGUAGAUGAAACCAACAGUUACCAUGUUAGGAAUACCUCUGGAAUACUGAGAAUGCAGUUUAAGGUACUAAUGUUUGAGGAACUGCAUCCUUUCAGAUGACACUUUAAAAUAGUUGCUGGAAAAGGGGUUGUUAUAUUUGUACUGAGCCUGUUGAUGAUGGGCCCUACGUCAGUGCUUGCCUUAGCCCUGCCUUGCCUUGCUUUGUGCCUGUGCUUCUGGCAGAUGUGAAACAAAGUCCAUCCAGCACUUCAGAAAACAAAUAAAAAGCAGGAGUUCCACCUCA